AUGUACGCCCUUAUAUUGUUCCUGUCACUCGCCGUCUUCCUCCUGAAACCCCUGGUUACCUACCUACUCAACCCUAAAGGCUUCAACAAAUACCCGCCCUAUAACCCCCUCUGCGCCGUUACAAACCUCGCCUGGUGCUUCGAAACCUGGCGCGGCGGCAUCCGCUCCGCAAAACUGUCGCAAAUGCAUAAAGCACAUCCAGUCAUUCGGAUCGGCCCCAACUCUCUCUCCUACGGACACCCAGAUGCAUACGCCGAUAUCUACGGGCAUGGAACGAAGUGCGUGAAAGAUGCAUUCUACCAGACGAAGACGACGCAUUUUAACCUGGGCAACAUAAUUGAUAAGGCCGAGCAUACGCGGAAGAGGAAGACGCUAGCUUCGGCGUUUUCAGCGAGGAAAGUACUGGGGUGGGAGGGCAAGGUUGCGAAUGCUGUGAGGGACUUUGUUGAAGCUUGUGAUCGGUAUUGCACGGAGCCAUUCCAGGGAAAUCGUAUACCGAAGCCGGAAGACUUGAAAUUCGAAUUCCGGGCUUGGUCGAACUUCUUCACGAUUGAUGCCAUUGGAGACAUUGCGCUUUCGGAGAGGUUGGGGCUUCUCGCUGCAGGAAAUGAUGAUGUUGCUGCUGAGACGGUUGAUGGGAGGGUGUAUACAACGAACUAUCGAGACUGCUUGCAUGCGAGUAAGAUAGCACAUACCAGGAUUGCGUUCGCGGACAAAUGGUAUCAUUUUAACAGCCGAUACUUGACUCGACUGAUACCUUCUUAUCGAACGCUCUGGAAACUGACAGACGGUUGGGAUGACAUUGUUCACCACCACGCGAGCAAGCGAUUGAAGCGAUAUAUCGCAGGCGAGAAGCUGGACGACAUAUUCCAAUACCUACUAUACGGUAAAAACGGGCAGUUUUUGAAUCUCGAGUGGGGGGAGAUUGCGGCUGAGACCGCAGUGAUACUCGAUGCUGGGUCAGCCACGACGGCAAUUGCGUUGAAUAAUGUGAUAUACUGGCUCCUUCGGAACCCGAGCUGUCUUGCGCGUCUCCGAGAAGAAGUCGAUGAUGCGCUCGAGGCAGCGGAUGUAGUCGCCCCAUACGAAAAGGUCAAGAACCUCCCAUACCUCCGAGCCUGUCUUGACGAAAGCCUCCGCAUAACACCGCCAUUCAGCUAUAACCUACCCCGCCGCACUCCCUCAGACGGAGCAUAUAUCCUUGGCGAGUUCGUCCCUGGAGACACUACUGUAUCAAUGUCCUCAUACGUCGCACACCGAGACGAGGAAGCAUUCCCGGAAGCUGAAAAGUACAUUCCUGAGAGGUGGCUCGGUGAGAAACGCAAGGAUAUCCAGUCCAGUUUCGUCCCAUUUAGUGCUGGCUCAAGAGGUUGCAUUGGUCGAAAUAUUAGCUAUUUGGAGCAGACUGUCUUGGUGGCGAGCCUUGUGUAUCGGUAUGAAUUUACCCUGCCGGGGCCGGAUUGGGAGCAGGAUCGAGUUGAGGUGACGAAUUUAUUGCCAGGACCAUUGCCACUGAAGGUUUGGAGAAGGGAGCAAUCUGUGUAG
Aspergillus puulaauensis is the source of this 1545-nucleotide messenger RNA. Its product is annotated as cytochrome P450. Lineage: Eukaryota; Fungi; Ascomycota; Eurotiomycetes; Eurotiales; Aspergillaceae. Gene Ontology annotation, molecular function: monooxygenase activity; iron ion binding; oxidoreductase activity, acting on paired donors, with incorporation or reduction of molecular oxygen. The record is from RefSeq and is a predicted model, not a curated record. Bases 1 to 1545 code for a protein of 514 amino acids. The transcript has a single exon.